CCCCCCCGUGCAUCGUUCAGUGUGUUGUCAGGAGAAGAAAGGCACGUGCGGGAGGCAUGUGGCGCCUGGUUCGCUGCAGGACGGUUGUCGAAGUCGGCUUACCAAAAUGACUGAAUUUGGAGAGGGCAACAAGCCAACUUCCUACAAAAGAAUAGUUCUCAAGAACGCUUCUGAAUACCACUAUCUAAAGAUCCAUUUGGAGUUUCAGGAAGCUGACUUUAGCCUAAAUGCUGUUGAAUUCAAACAACUUAUCAUCUCUGCUCUGAAACGGCUGCAUGGUGAGGUUGGUGCAGCUUUGCUUGUUGAUGUGCUGACAUAUGAGGAAGAAACAUUGUCUGCAGUACUCAGAGUACCUAAUGUUGGCCUUGCAAAGCUGUGGAGUGCUCUGACGCUGUUUGGUUCAUAUCAGAACAGAAAGUGUGCUUUUAGAGUGAUACAGACUUCUCCGUUUCUUCUUGCGUUAGCUGGGAACAGCAGAGAACUGGUGCUGGAUUAAAUAAACC
Molecule: messenger RNA, 503 nt
Organism: Lacerta agilis (Sand lizard)
Lineage: Eukaryota; Metazoa; Chordata; Lepidosauria; Squamata; Lacertidae
Gene: RPP14
Product: ribonuclease P/MRP subunit p14
Exons: 6
Coding region: 107-496 (129 amino acids)
Biological process (GO): tRNA 5'-leader removal
Cellular component (GO): ribonuclease P complex
Source: RefSeq, a predicted model, not a curated record